GGGAGGCACGUGACCUGCCUAGGGCGUCCUGGACACUGCGGAACCCAUGCUUGUGUUGAUUUUGAUUCCUAGUGAAAUUAAUUUUCAGUUCUGCUGUAUUUAAUCAAGCUACCUUGACACAGGAUGGACUCAAGAUUUUCCUUUUGUGUGUGUUAUACUGUUGUGGAGGGAUUAGUUUCUACAUAUAUAAAAAUAGUGAGAUUGUGAAGGCUGAGAAGGCUGAAGGAGCACAGUGAGGAUCAUCUUUGGAAACCUCUCGUGGUCAAGGCUUUAGUUACGAUGACCUCCAAGGCCAAGCAGCAGGCGGUAUUAUGAUGCACGCAGCCGUUGAUGGGGAUUUUGAGGCUGACGAGUCCCAGUACCUCCUCUCUGACACAGACACAGAGACCCGCACCUUCAGGAUGACGGGCACCCAGAAGCUGUGUUGCCUCUCUUACUGCGUGCGUAACUGCCUGGCCCGGCUGUGUGAGGGUCUGGUCAACUGUUGCCUGCGUCGCCGCCAGCUUGCAGCGCGCUCAGUUCGUGUUGGUCACCCCACUGUGGAGAAGUUCCCCGCCAAUGUUAUACGAAAUCAGAAGUACAAUUUCAUCACCUUCAUUCCAUUGGCACUGUUUGAGCAAUUCAAGAUGUUCCUAAACCUGUAUUUCCUAGUCAUGGCCACCUCACAGUUCAUCCCUGAGCUGCGUAUUGGCUACCUCUACACUUACUGGGGGCCCCUGGGGUUUGUCAUCAUGGUUACUUUGAUCCGUGAGGCGGUGGAUGAUGUACGGCGCUGGCAGAGAGACAAAGAAGUGAACCAACAGAAGUACAAGAAAUUAACACCGCAGGGAGCACAGCGCACCAUCACCAGCGCCAACAUUAGGGUUGGGGAUCUCAUAUUUGUGGAGAAGGACCAGCGGGUGCCGGCAGACGUGGUGUUUCUCCGCACCACCGAGGCGAGUGGCACCUGCUUCAUCCGCACAGACCAGCUGGAUGGCGAGACAGACUGGAAGCUACGCCUUGCCGUCCCAGUCACACAGAAGCUUGAGACCAAUGAAGAACUGUUCUCCAUGGAUGCAACAGUGUAUGCAGAGAAGCCCCAGAAAGACAUAUACAACUUCAUAGGAACUUUCAAUAAGCACGACACAUCCACAGAGGAAUCCCUGAGUGUGGAGAACACCGUGUGGGCUGACUCUGUGGUGGCCUCUGGCAGGCUGCUGGGGCUGGUCAUCUACACUGGCUCUGAGACUCGUGCCGUCAUGAACAAUGCAGCGCCAAGGUCAAAGGUCGGCCUCCUUGACCUGGAAAUCAACAAUCUAACCAAGCUGCUGUUUGUAGCAGUGCUGGGCCUGACAGUGGUGAUGAUGCUCCUGAAAGGGUUCAGUGGCCCCUGGUACCGCUACUUCUUCAGGUUCAUGCUUCUCUUCUCCUACAUCAUCCCCAUCAGCCUGCGAGUGAACCUGGACGUGGGGAAGGCCUUCUACUCAUGGGUCAUCCACCGAGACAAGGAGAUGCAGGGCACAGUGGUCCGGUCCACCACUAUCCCCGAGGAGCUGGGCCGCAUCACCUAUCUCCUCACCGACAAGACUGGCACACUCACCCAGAACGAGAUGGUGUUCAAGAUCCUCCACCUCGGCACUGUGGCCUAUGGGUCAGACACUUUUGAUGAGGUGACAGCACACGUGGCGACCUUCUUUGGCAAGGACAGCAGCAGUGGUCAGGGAGCCUCAGCCACGCCCACACGCAUGCGGAGGACGGUGGUGACGCGGGUUGGCGAAGCAGUGAAGGCCUUAGCACUCUGCCAUAAUGUGACACCUGUGUAUGAGGAAGGAGUCAACCCAGCACUGGAGGAGGGAGACGAGAUCCAGACCAGCCACAGUGUCAACUAUCAAGCCUCAAGUCCCGAUGAGGUGGCGCUGGUGAAGUGGACGGAGAGUGUUGGCCUGCCUCUUGUGCACCGUGACCUGACCACCCUGACCUUACGCACACCUCAGGGCAAGAUGCUGACCUACACAGUGCUUCAGAUCUUCCCUUUCACCUCAGAGUCCAAGAGGAUGGGCAUCAUUGUGAGGGAGCGAAUGGAGGAUGAGUCAUCGGGCCAGGUGGUGCUAUACAUGAAGGGGGCAGACACAGUGAUGGCAUCCAUGGUGGAGUACAAUGAUUGGCUGGAGGAGGAGUGCAUCAAUCUGGCUCAGAAAGGUCUCCGCACACUGGUGGUGGCCCGCAAGGUGCUCACCACUGAACAGUACACUCACUUUGAGCAACGUUACAAUGCAGCCAAGCUAAGUGUGACGGAGCGAGGGAGUCGAGUGGCGGCGGUGGUAGAGACCCUGGAGUGUGACCUGGAGCUGCUGUGCCUUACUGGAGUGGAGGACAAACUGCAGACCAAUGUGAAGCAGACGCUGGAGCUGCUGAGGAACGCUGGCAUGAGGAUCUGGAUGCUGACAGGUGACAAACUGGAGACAGCUACCUGCAUUGCCAAAAGCUCCCGUCUAGUCUCACCAAACCAAGGCCUCCACAUCAUGGGCUCACUGGGCUCACGACGGGAGGCUCACCUGGAAUUAAAUGCGCUCAGGAGGAAGAGUGACUGUGCCCUCAUUAUCAAGGGUGAUGCCUUGGAGACCUGCCUGCAGUACUAUGAGCAUGAACUGAUGGAUCUGGCAGUGCAGUGUCCUGUUGUGGUGGUGUGCAGAUGCUCCCCGACACAGAAAGCAGCUGUGGUGAGGCUGAUCCAGCGACACACAGGCAAGCGCACAGCAGCGGUGGGCGACGGAGGCAAUGAUGUGUCCAUGAUCCAGGCGGCAGAUGCAGGAGUUGGCAUUGUGGGCAAGGAAGGCAAGCAGGCAUCACUCGCAGCAGACUUCAGCAUUGAGCAGUUCCAGCACAUUGCCCGCCUCUGUCUUGUCCACGGCCGCAACUCCUACAAGCGGUCGGCAGCGUUGUCCCAGUUCGUGAUGCACCGUGGCCUUAUCAUCUCCACCAUGCAGGCCAUCUUCUCCUCCAUCUUCUACUUCUCCAGUGUUGCGCUCUACCAAGGUUUCCUCAUGGUCGGGUAUGCCACAAUCUACACCAACUUCCCUGUGUUCUCCCUCGUGCUGGAUCAGGACGUGUCACCCGCCAUUGCCCUCACCUACCCUGAGCUGUACAAGGACCUCACCAAGGGCCGCUCACUGUCCUACAAGACCUUCUUUGUCUGGGUACUCAUCAGCAUGUAUCAAGGUGGAGUGCUCAUGUACGGUGCAAUGCUGCUGUUUGAGGAUGAGUUGAUACAUGUGGUGAGCAUCAGCUUCACCUCUCUCAUCCUGACGGAGCUCUUGAUGGUGGGACUCACGGUACGCACUUGGCAUCCCCUCAUGGUGGUGGCGCAGUUCAUCUCCCUCGGAUUCUAUGCACUCUCUGUCAUCUUCAUGCAUUACUUUGACUGGGAGUUCAUCAAAUCAAAGGACUUCUUCUGGAAAGUCCUCGUCAUCACCCUCGUCUCCUGUCUACCGCUUUACAUUCUCAAGUUCCUGAGACGCAAGUUCACGCCUCCAACUUACUCCAAGCUGGAAGAACUCAACACCUUCGGGAGCUCCAGCCUCACACAGCAGCAACCAUGAGGCGGCUGCUGUGUGUUGGGUGCUGUGGUGUGCUGAGUAUGAGUUUGCAGAGGGUAUGUUAGUUGUCAGAGCAGUGGUAGGGUUUGUGAGGCUGUGUAGGGUGUGAUAAGGAGACCAGUGCUGUGCCAGGGUGUGGUAGGAGGGUCAGGGCAGUGCUAGGGUGUGAGAGAGCUGCUGCAGCAAUGGUACAGUGUUGUUGUGAUAUCAAGGCAAGUAUGGUGUGAGUUAUUGAGAGUUACAUCCUUGCAAGCUGUGUGUGUAAAAAAUGCCAUAAUUCUACAAAAGAUAGGGUGAGUAAGACUAUAUAUUGAGUUAUCCCUUGGUGCAACUGCCAAAAGAAGUGAUUAUUCCAACAAAAGGUGAUGGAAAGCUAAAAAAUUCAUGACAGUGUAAUAAUUAGAUCCGUCUUCCACAGAGGUACAGUAGCCUGAAAGGUGAACUAAUGACAGGUGUGGCACAGGUGAUAUAGAAGCUAGUGUAGGACAGGAUAGAAGCAGGUGUAUUUUGAAUAUGAGGUGAUAUGGGCAUACAGGGAGGGGGAUGUGGGGUGUGAGGUGAGGCAGAGGUGCAUAUCAGGUGUUUAUCAGCUGUGAGGUUCUUAUGUACAGCAUUACCGGGAGUGUUCAUCUCUCGGGGCUUAGAGUAGCUUGGGUCUGGCAACACCCAGCGGACUUAUUCAAGAUGAAGUGCCUAGUGGUGGGGUGCAUCCUUGGCCCCUACAGAUUCAUCACACGUCUGGUAAUAAUCAAAAUGUGACACCCUUUCAAAUAUUUCCUUCCCGUCUCUUUCUCUUUCAUUGGUUAGAGGAGUGCAUUCAUUCAUUCAUUCAUAACUGGUUUGCUGUUUUAUAGCUACAAUAUUUUUUAUUGAUAAUGCUAAGCUGUUAUACACUAACCUAAAUUUUGUAGUUGUGAUGAAAUGUAUGCUCUUCUUUCACUGGUGUAAUUUGAGGGAAGGUCCUUGUGAAGGCUUCCCUGGUGUGUGUGUGUGUGUGUGUGUGUGUGUGUGUGUGUGUGUGUGUGUGUGUGUGUGUGUGUGUGUGUGUGUGUGUGUGUGUGUGAGUGAGGGUAAUUCACUGAGCUUUAAUUGCACAUAAAUACAUUACAGUCAGAGGGUGUGGCACAGAGCACAUAUUAUGGAUAAAGCAAGUCUUCAGAGGCCUUGUGUGUGCAGGUGAGUGUUGUGAGUGAGUGUGAAAGAGACUGGUGGCCAUUGUGAUCUUUUAAAAUGUAAUUGCCAAAAGGGUAUAAUGUUAUGAAUUCCAAGGCAUCAGGAGGGAGGACAAACCAAGUACUAAUAUGGGAAUGGUCUCUCUGCUUCCUGAUGUCUGUGGUCUCUCCUGUCAUUGCAUCAUAGGGAAAGGUGAUAAGGUUCUCUAACAUAUUGAGUGCUGUGCUUCAAGAGGUGGUGGGCAUGUAAUAGUGUUCAUAUAGUGAGUGCUGUGUGCUGAUGAAAGGUGCAGAACAUUCAUCUUCCUAACCUAACCCAACCAUCUAGAAUUUCACACACUGGUAAUGGGAAUGGUAGAGAAAAGGGAUAGGCUCAUGUCUAUUUUUGGAUGAAGUGAAUGUAGAUAAAUGUUUUUAUAGACAGAGGUUAGUGUUAGCCUCUCAGUUGCCAUUAUUUUUCCCCUUUUUUUUCAAUUCAUGGUGUGUGUGUGUGUGUCUGUUUUCUGUUUGUCAUGCAGGCUGGUGCUGGAAGCUUGCUGUUGGCAGAGACAGAUCUGAAGUUUCAAAAGUUUAUGAUAGUUUAGUUUAUUUCUUAGUUACUGUUAUUUAUCAUCACUUUUCAAGUUUCUUCAUGAUUUUAUCAUUAAGAAGCAUCUGUGUUUUUUGUACAUCACUGCUAUUUCAUAAUCUUCAUAACCACCAAGACAACACACACACACACACACACACACACACACACACACACACACACACACACACACACACACACACACACACACACACACACACACACUGGUGAACCAUCUGUUCUUACACCUCCUUCAUUGCUGUCGGUUUCCUUUUCCAUGAGACAUGUGUCUUAGAGAUAGUGGGAAUCACUCCUAAAAGUUCCCAAUUGGUUAUUUCUGAUGAGAUUUUUGUUCACUGGCUGGGAUGCCAUUGGUACUUAGGCUCACCAGUGAAUAUUUUAACUAUUCAAUGUAUUUACUAAACAUAUGAAAAGAUGACAACUUCCCACUGGCCUAUAUACAUGCAUACAUACAUAUGUGUUAAUGAUUUCUAUGUGUAAUUUUGUCAUAAAUGCAUAUUUUAUUAUAUUUUCUUAGAUGAGGAUGAGUCUUGUCCUCUGUGUUGUGCUGACGGACACUUCCUACCUCUGGCGCGUGCUGGAGUUGUAAAAAGCCAGUAUUUAUGAUUCUCUGAGAAAAUAAAAGCAAUUUUGUACUC
Molecule: messenger RNA, 5974 nt
Organism: Portunus trituberculatus (swimming crab)
Lineage: Eukaryota; Metazoa; Arthropoda; Malacostraca; Decapoda; Portunidae
Product: probable phospholipid-transporting ATPase IIB
Exons: 22
Coding region: 312-3578 (1088 amino acids)
Biological process (GO): endocytosis; retrograde vesicle-mediated transport, Golgi to endoplasmic reticulum; phospholipid translocation
Cellular component (GO): endosome; plasma membrane; trans-Golgi network
Molecular function (GO): magnesium ion binding; ATP binding; ATPase-coupled intramembrane lipid carrier activity
Source: RefSeq, a predicted model, not a curated record